This is a messenger RNA of Hydra vulgaris (swiftwater hydra), 802 nucleotides long. The record is from RefSeq and is a predicted model, not a curated record. Lineage: Eukaryota; Metazoa; Cnidaria; Hydrozoa; Anthoathecata; Hydridae.
UGCAGUCACUGUUAAAGAAAUUACAUGGUUUGUACAAUGUUAUUAUGUUUCUCCACAAAGUAUAUUUUUAUGUUAAUAGUGGUGUAUUCAGACCAAUUUUGAGACUGGUGUUCUUAAAGAUGUUUGAGAACACCAAACAUUCAUUAUUAUUUUUUUUUGAAAGGGGGUAUUUUCUAAUUUCAUCUUUUUAUUUGCUUUUGAUAUUAUUUAGUUAUUACUCUAAAGUCAUAUCAAAGCAUUAAAGAACUAACUUUAAGAGUUUGUAGAAUAGAAGAUGAUUUGUGCAAGAUCAAAUUGUCGCUAGUAGGAAAUAUAGCGGAGGACAAUCAAGACCAAAUGUUUGUAAUGGAGCAAUACAAGACUAGUGAUACUUUCCAUAAUUUUUGUAAAAUGCUAGAAGAGGAUUCUGUGUUUCGAAAGUUAGUGAUAAAGUUCAUGAUUAUUAACUAUGGUCAAAAAUCAAUUGGGACUUGUGUUAGAUCAAUAUUAAGAGCAUCUUUAUCAGAUAAUCUAAUGACUUUGUUUAAUCGUACAGGCUCCAGGGGCCAAGAAAAACUGCCUCUUGUAUUUGAACGGUGUAUUUACUCUACUAUCAAGUCUUUUUACGAGAAAGAAAAAAUUACAGUUAUGCGUGGGAAGGAAGAAUUAGAAACCACAAUAAAAAAAGAAACAGAAAAGCAAAUUGAACUAUAUUUUUCUAAUGCUAAAUGCAGAAUUAAAGCAAAACUUAAAGAUAAGCCUGUAUUUGAUAAAUCAGAUUCUGAUGACCAUAUAUUGUAGUAAUAUAAGUUUAUCUUAUUUA